This is a messenger RNA of Anopheles coluzzii, 1704 nucleotides long. It is a transcript of the gene C901, whose product is annotated as delta-like protein 1. Bases 527 to 1564 code for a protein of 345 amino acids. Gene Ontology annotation, molecular function: calcium ion binding. Lineage: Eukaryota; Metazoa; Arthropoda; Insecta; Diptera; Culicidae. The record is from RefSeq and is a predicted model, not a curated record. Gene Ontology annotation, biological process: cell communication. Gene Ontology annotation, cellular component: membrane. The transcript has 6 exons.
GCUGCUUUGAAACGCAGUAACCGGAUGAACCGAAUCGAUCGACGCGCGUGAUGGUGCCGUGACCAGGAUGAGAGACGCCAGGCAGAGAUGGUGAAUGGAGGUUAGAAGCGAGGUAGCGCUUCGAGCGUCACCGUGCGCUAAAGUGGGAUGGCAUUAGGCGGCGCCAAACCAGCUUCGAUCAACGCAAACACACACACACACAUUCGUACAGCGACUGAUGGAGGAGUACAUGAUCGACCGAGAUCGAAGCGCCGACGCCGCAACGGGUGAGACCGUGGUACCGCGGAAUGUGUGCGUGAGCUCUGUGGUGUGCGAGAGAGGUGUGUGACAGGAAGUUUUCAUUUCAUGAAUUAUGAGCCCGUCGUGAGUGUGUGGUGUGCACUAACGUCCGGCGGCGCCUAGAGGAUGGUGGAUGAUGGUGUACGAGUUAUAAUUCUUGUCCAGUGUCGAGUGGGAUUACCAUUCGUGAAUUGUUACACACGAUGGAUUGCAUGAAGAUUCUUUUCGAUGACAGCUCGAGCAUUUGAUGUUGGUGUACAACUGUGAACAGGAAGAGGCUUGCGAGCUGCCAACGCCCCAGAACGAGUACUCCCACUACGUGUGCGAUGACAACGGGGACGUGAAGUGUUUGCCGGGCUGGACGGGCGAUUUGUGCGAUGUGCCGAUCUGCAAGAAGGGUUGCGAUCCGCUUCAGGGCUACUGCAAACGGCCCGGCGAGUGCCGCUGCAAGCUUGGCUUUUACGGGGAAAACUGUAACCGAUGCAUCCCGCUGCCCGGGUGCCAGCACGGCGGCUGCCAGGUGUCGUUCGAGUGCGUCUGCCACAAGGGCUGGGAUGGGAUCUUCUGCUCGGAGCCAAUUUGCCGUUCCGACUGCCAUCCGUCCCGUGGGUACUGUGAAGCGCCCGGCGAGUGCCGUUGUCGGUUGGGCUGGGCCGGACCGACCUGCCGCGACUGCCAGGUGCUGCCCGGGUGUAUGCACGGUACCUGCACCAAGCCGCUCGAAUGCAAAUGUCUUCCGGGAUGGACGGGCAUCCUGUGCCAGACGCCGAUUUGUGCCGCCAACUGUAGCCGCGAGCAUGGAUACUGCCGCCGACCGGGAGAGUGCCGCUGUAAGGUGGGCUGGAUGGGGCAGGAGUGCAACAAGUGUCACCCGUACCCGGGCUGCGUCAACGGUGACUGUCGCCGACCGUGGGAAUGUAACUGCAAACCGGGCUGGGGUGGAAUGCUCUGUGAUGAGGAGCUUAAUUAUUGUGAGCAAAAUCCCGACACCUGCCAGAACGGAGGCAAGUGUAAAUCGGUCAUCAAGGACGAUGGCCACUAUCGAUGUGAGUGUCCGUCCGGGUACAAGGGACGCAACUGCGAGAUUCUUCCACCCUCCAUGAUGACGUCAACGACGAGCAGUAGCACUACGGAGCAGCCAUCCACUACGAUGAUGGCCGACGUAUCCUCCGAGCUGUCCACGAUCGGUCUCGAGAAUCUGGAAACGUACCGCAACAGUUCGUCCACGGGGGAGGACUACCUGGCCGAUGAGUACAGCUCGGAGGAUCUGGACAACGAAGCCUAAACAGCUGUCCCAGGGCCAGGGUGUCUUGUGGUUGCAACAUUUUAAUUCAUAUUAUUUAUUUCACUUUACUUAACUUAACUUAUUGUAGUACCGCUACUCCGGAGCCCGAAAGAAAGCCCGGUUUUUAAGAACCUCUAAAA